GUUUUGUUUUUUUUUUUUUUUAAGACAGGUUCCCAUUAAGUAGUCCAAGCUGGCUUUUAACGUGCUAUAAUAGCUCACACUGUCAUUGAAUUCAUAAUCCUUUUACCUCAGCCUCCUGAGUGCUAGAAUUACAGGUGUGGUCCACCACAGCUGGACUUAACACAGAUUUUUAUUUUGUUUUUGUGGUACUGGGGAUUGAACCAAGGGCCUACUUUUUCAACUACAUUCUUAACCUCUUUUUAUUCUAAAGCAAAGCCUUGCUAAGUUGCCCAAUCUGGCCUUAGCCUCCCAGAGUACCAGGAGUGCACCACCUUGCCUGAUCCUUGAUUUUUUUUUUUUUUUUUUUUAAAGUGUUGAUUUGACAAGGUCACUGAACACAUGCUUAUCACCCCAGCAGUCAGGAGACUGAGACAGGAGGACUUUGAGUUUGACACUAGCCGGGUAACAUAAUGAAAUGUCUCAACAAAACAAAAUCGGAGUUCAAUCCCCAAGUCUCAAGAAACAUACUUCAGACUAUUUUGAGCUUGACAGUGAUAUGUGCCUACAGUCUUGGGUGCUUGGGAAGCUGAGGCAGAAGGCCACUUAGGCCAACAGUUCAGGUCCACUUGAGCAAAAUAGUAAGACACACCCCACCACCAUUGGUGUUUUUUUGUUUUUUUUUUUUAAGGCCUAUUUUGUUGGAGAAAGAAAUUAAAAUGCAGUUUAUUAAGAAGCUUUUUCUGUUUUCUUUUGUGGUGCUGGGCAUUGAACCCAGAGCUUCAUGUGUGCUAAGCAAGCAUUCUGCCACUGAGAAUUUCAGCUUGAAAAAUGAAAACCAGUCUCUUAAGAAGAAUAUUUCAGCACUUAUCAAAACUGCCAGAGUGGAAAUAAACCGCAAGGAUGAAGAAAUAAAUAAUCUUUACCAAAGGUUGUCUGAGUUUUCUCAUUUUCGAAAUAAUCAUAAAACUUCAAGGACAUCAGAUGCAGUUAGAGCAAAAGAUCUUAGAUCCAGAUCUCCACAUUUGGAUGAUUGUUCAAAGGCUGAUCACAGAGUUAAAAGUGAUGUUUCCAAAGAUGUACAUCAUAACACUUCACUGCCAAACCUGGAAAAGGAAGGAAAAUCACAUUCUGAGAAAAAGAACACUUCAUACUUGCCUUCAUCCAUUGAGAAACAUUGCACCAAUGGCAUUUGGUCACGUUCUCAUUACCAAAUUGGUGAAGGUAACUCAAAUGAGGAUAACAGAAGAGGGAGAAAAGAUAUUAGACAUAGCCAGUAUGGCAGAGGAAGUGAUAGAAUACGAAAAGAUUUAAGUAACAGCUUUGGUGAGGGUGAACCAAGAAACACAGAGACUAGUCCAAGGCUACCAGGACAUUCUGAGAAAUAUGGUAAAGGUGAAAAGACUGAAAGCAAAUACUCAAUGUUCAAAAGUAACACAGAUUUUGAUUAUAAAAGUGAACGUAGUAGCUCUUCUUGGGAAAAAGAGACCUCUCGAGACAGGUCACAUGUGCGAGGAGAGUUCCAAAAUGACAAAAAACUAGAAAGACAAAGUGAAAGAUUACAGAGUACAAUUAGAAAAGAAUCAAAGUCACAGGACAGAGAAGAAAGAAAACUUGAUCCAAAACUUAAACCAGUAAUGAAAGACCAAGAUCACUGGAGGAGAUCUGAACGAGCAUCAGUUUCCCAUUCUACGAAUGAGAUAAAAUCUCAUAGUUCCAGUAAAUACCAUCCAGAAGAGAGAAGAGGAAGGGAAGAUUGUAAAAGAGAUAGGAGCUUGAACUGUCAUAAUUUUCAAAUUGGAAGAUGUUCAUCUUCUUUUUCAAAUAGUAGAAAUCAUAAACACAUGGAAUUGAAGGAAGUUGGUGCUACACACCAAUGGGAAAAUACACCUUUAAAAACAGAAAGGCAUAGAAAUGAAGAUAAGAGGAAAAGAGAACGAGAAGACAAAGAAGAAAACAGGCAUAUGAGGAAUGACAAAAAAUCACCUGCAGAGCAUUUGCAAAAGACUAGUAAAGAAACAAAGAACACGGCUACUGAUUUAAAGGAACAGAAUGGGACAAAAACUGAUAAAGAUGAAGUCUCUAAUGAAGUUUCUGAAGGAAUGGAUAAUAAAGAAUUUGCAGUAAAAGCUGAGAAUGAUACUAAAGAAAUAAAAAAUAAAGACUUAAAAUUAAGUUUUAUGGAAAAAUUGAACUUAACUCUUUCUCCUGCUAAAAAGCAGCCUGUUUGUCAGGAUAAUCUAUGUAAAAUAACUGAAACUUCUAAAUCAAAUGACCUAUGUGGUUUAGAAUCCUUGGUACAGGCUGAAACAGUGAUAUGUGUGCCCUCUGUCAGUGAACAUAGUACUGAAAAAACUGUAUCAAAGUUACCAGAGCCAAAGGAUGCUCUUCCAGCAGCAUCUGAACUCAAAAAUAAUAGUCCAGAAAGCAACAAAAUAGAAGAAACUAGUUUUCUAGUUAAAUCUGUUGAGAAUACUAUUCCUUGUGGAGUGCCUGUUUGUGGUCCAGAGACUUCCUCCACUUCUAUAGAAACAAAACAAACAGAAUCCUUGUUUACAUCAGCAACAGAAAUGGGAAAUACCAUUGAUAGUACAACAGCAGCAGAUUUUGUAUUACAAACAGACUGUUCUCAAAACUUUAGCCUGGAAUUGGAUACCAAAAGACAUGAUGUUUUGAAAUCUUGUACCAUUUCUGAGAAUAUGGAAAUGAAGGGGGGUCAUUCAGCUAAAAUGACUGAAAUCAGUGAAAAUGUUCUGCAGCCUUUGGUUGAAGAAGCUAGCAUUUUGCCUCUAAACCUUUCAGAAAGUGAUAACCCCAAAUUUAAGCCUUCUCUUACAGAUACACCUCUGAGUGAAAAUAAGUCUUCUCAUUUGGAGUCCUGCAUAUCUAAAGAAGCUCUAGCAUCUUCACUUCAGCAGACUGAAUUAAUGAACCACAACAUGGAAACUGGAGAGACAAACUCAAUAUAUCAUGAUGAUGACAACUCAGUUUUAAGCAUUGACUUCAAUCAUCUGAGACCUAUUCCUGAAGCCAUCAGUCCUCUAAAUAGUCCAGUGAGACCUGUUGCAAAAGUUCUCCAAAUGGAAAGCCCGCCUCAAGUUGUAUUAUAUAAUAAAGGUGUACUGCCACCAGAUUCAGCUCAUUCAACUUCCAAGAGCCAAUCUGAUCUCAACAAAGAGAAUCAAAAGCCAGUUUGUAAAUUUGACAAGUGUACAGCAGCAGACUCACGUAAGAAUUUAUCUUUACAUGAAUUAGAAGAAGGAGAAAUUAUAACUGAUAGUGAAGACUCCAACGUACAAACAAGCUUGGAAAAAAGUUCCAAGCCUAAAUCUUCUGCAGUGCAGAACACAAAAACUAACCCAAGAAGUGGGAAAAAUACUGCUCAUUUGAAUAUAGAUCAUAGGAAAACAUACGUAAAACUGCACCAGACUAACACCAAAUGGCAUAAAAACCCAAGUGGAUCUAAGAGAUCUUCAAAAACAAAGAGAAAAGAUGAAACAAUGAGCACUUCCAGCUUGGAAAAAAUAGUUUCAAUUAUUGCUGUACCCUGCUCUAUAGGAGAGAUUAUGCAUAUGUUACAAAUGAUUAAAAAGCAUGUAAAGAAAAAUUACAUGAAAUUCAAGGUAAAGUUUUCAUUGUUACAAUUUCACAGGAUUAUUGAGUCAGCUAUUUUGAGUUUUACCUCACUAGUUAAACAUCUUGACUUAUCCAAGAUCUCUAAGUCAGUAACUACUUUACAGAAGAAUCUCUGUGAUUUUAUAGAAUCCAAACUUAAGGAAGUUAAGAAGAAUGGCAUAGUUGACCGCUUAUUUGAACAGCAACUACCAGAUAUGAAAAAAAAAUUGUGGAAGUUUGUAGAUGAACAACUUGAUUAUUUGUUGGCAAAGCUUAAGAAAAUCUUAGUAAAGUUCAGUGAUUCUAUAAACUUUGGAAGUGACAGUGAUGAAGAAAAACUUGCAAAAUUAAAAAAUAACAAAGUACAAUGUUCAAAUAGGCGAAAGGGAAAUCUGGACAGCUCCAACAAAGAACUGUUAAGAGAAAAAUUACCAAAAUCAGAAAACUCUGUAAACUGCAAGUCUUUAUCAGGAUGUAAAAAAACUGAGGAAAAACAUCAAGACCAAAAUAACUCCAGUAUUAACAUAGCAAAACAUGACACAAAAAGAAAUUUUAAUACCUGCUUUGAUAAUACAAGGAACUCUCAAUCUGAUGCACACUCUUUGGAAAUAAACUGUCCAAAAGGCUCAAAGCCUGGAGAAAAUGAAGGCAACACAGUAGAGGAUUCACAGUUGCCCCAGCAUGCAUCUUUGAAGCCAGAACGUAGUUUUGAGAUUCUUACUGAACAGCAAACAUCAAGCCUCACUUUUAAUUUAGUGAGUGAUGCUCAGAUGGGUGAAAUAUUUAAAAGUUUAUUGCAAGGUUCUGAUCUUUUGGACAACAGUGUUAAUUGUACUGAUAAAUCUGAAUGGGAGUUAAAGACUCCAGAGAAACAGCUGCUAGAGAGUCUUAAAUGUGAAUCUAUACCAGCUUGUGCAACAGAACUAGUUUCAGGGGUGACUUCUCCAUGCCCUAAAGUGACUAGUGAUGAUAAUUGGUCUUUACUAUCAUCUGAAAAAGGUCCAUCUCUACCUUCAGGGCUUUCUUUGCCAGUUCAUCCUGAUGUUUUAGAUGAAAAUUGUAUGUUUGAGGUAUCUACUAACCUAGCUCUAAAUAAAGAUAACAUGUCUAAUUCAGAAAAGAGCAAGCCCUGCAUUUCUUCCAUACUUAUUGAAGAUCUUGCUGUCUCUUUAACUGUACCUUCACCUCUGAAGUCAGAUGGUCAUCUCAGUUUCUUAAAACCUGAAGUUUUGUCUAGUUCAACUCCUGAAGAAGUUAUUAGUGCACAUUUCAGUGAAGAUGCCUUACUUGAAGAAGAGGAUGCAUCUGAACAAGAUAUUCAUUUAGCUCUGGAGUCUGAUAAUUCAAGCAGUAAAUCAAGUUGUUCAUCAUGGACAAGCAGGUCUGUUGCUCCUGGUUUUCAGUACCACCCUAAUCUACCCAUGCAUGCUGUCAUAAUGGAAAAGUCCAAUGAUCAUUUCAUUGUCAAAAUACGGCGUGCAGCUCCAUCUACCUCACCUGUUCUCAAACAGAGUAAGGUAGCUGAUGAGUCAUUGGCAUUUUUACCUAAAGAAGAAAAGGAAACUGAUGAUGUAGCGAAGAAAAAUAUUUCAUGUGAAAACACAGGUUUUAAGUCUGCAGGGGAGUUGGAAAAUUGCAACAAAAAUACUGAUACCAGUAAAUCACUUAAUGAAGAACAGAACUCUAUGAUACAAACACAGGUUCCUGAUAUAUAUGAAUUUCUUAAGGAUGCUUCAGGUAAAGUCAGUCAUGAUGAAGUGUCUGGCGAUUGUUUCAAGUUGCAUCAAGAAUGGGAAUCCAAAGUAUCUGAAAACAUUGAAGAAUUGCCUUCAAUAGAAGAAAUUCAACAUUCUGUUGAGGAUCAUCUUCCAAACACAUUAAUAGAUUUAACAAAAGAUCCAAUCACUGAGACAAAAAGUUUGGGGGAAUUCAUAGAAGUAACAGUUUUAAAUAUUGAUCAAUUGGGAAGUUCCGAAAACAACUUAGAUCAAAAUACUCAAAUAUUAAAUAAUUCUUUGCAGCCUGAAACUGUAGAUGCUUUUAUUGAUUUGACACAGGAUGCUUCAAGCAAGUGUAAAAAUGAAGGUAACCAUCCUGUGUUAGCAGUAGAAGGCUUGGAGUGUCAGGUGAUAUGUGUAGAUGAAGAUAACUGUAAGGAAAAGGUGGAAAUGGCAGACAGGCCUUUGGAAUACAUUGUUGAAGAAACCUGUAUAGAUUUGACUACAGAAUCUCCUGAUUUAUGUAAAGUAAAAGAAGAUUUAAAAUCAGAACCAGCAUCAAAUUCUGAUGGUUCAGAGUUGCCUGGGGCUUUAGCUAAUGUUCAUAAGAAAAGAAAAAAUUCUUGUGAGCUAAAUCAUUUUUCUCAGAAAAAACAAAGAAAGGAAUCAGACUUAACCAGUGUGGAAAAGACUGAGAAACUCAUCCAAGAUUCUGGUGAAGAUAGUGAAGCUCAUCAAAAGAAAGCCAAUAAGAAAAGGGCAGUGACUAAAGAUUCUUCAUCUUUGACAAGCCCAGAGACUAAGAAUUCACCAGCAGUACUCAUCACUUCUCCUACAAGUCUUUAUGCAAAGAAUGUUAUUAAAAAGAAGGGAGAAAUCACAAUUUUAUGGACAAGAAAUGAUGACCGGGAAAUUUUACUAGAAUGUCAGAAAAGAAGGCCGUCACUGAAAACGUUCACACAGUUAGCUGUCAAGUUAAAUAAAAAUCCAAAUCAGGUUUCAGAAAGAUUUCAGCAGCUAAAGAAGCUCUUUGAAAAGUCAAAAUCCAGGUAGCUAAUGGUCACACUACAGAAGACUAGUAUAGUAAAUGCUUGACACAUCAUACAUCAUUUUGCAGCUGGUGGCCCAUUAAUCGUUGCAGAUGUGGGCAGAGGGUAAGGGUGCAGCCUCCGGUAGAGCUCCUGUUUCAGUCACAGGUUGGGACGCUUGUAGGCACCUCAGGUUCCAGCAUGUGUAGGGCCAUAUUCAUGAAGCCUGCUGCAGACCAGCAUGGCGUCUCUCUUCAGCUUUCUGAUCGCUGAUAAGUCCAAGGUGAAGGAUAUCCAUUUGAUUACUAAUAAAUAUUUUACAGAUAAGAAUAAAAGAAAAAUAUUCGUGAGUAGCAAUGUGUUUUAUAACCAGUGAAGUCUGUGGUCAUUAUAAUUUAAUAUUUCUCACAUUUUUAUCAGGUGUGUUUAAAAAAUAUAUGACAUGUAUGAAGUCCAUUGUCAUCUAAAUAGAUGACAGCAUUACAAUAUUAAGUUAUUGAUACUAUUCACAGACAUGCUUCCUCAGUUUCUUUAAGCCAUUCUUGCAUAGUUUUAUUAAAGCAAUAGUAUUUAAAUUUAUCAGCAAGUGUUUUAUGUCAGACCUCAAUGAAAUGAUGGUUUUGGAUUUGUAAGGAAAAAAAAUAUAAUGAUAUGAACAUUUGGUGUAUUUUUCAUGGGUUUGUAGUCAAAAUUAUUUGAAUGCUAAACAUCUGAUUUCAAGUCAAGGUCAUGUUAAACCCAAAUAGAAGCUAUUUGAGGGUUUUUGUUUUUGUAUUUUUGGGGGGUGAUACCAUGAAUUGAACUUAGGACCUUGCACUUGCCAGGCAGGCACUGUGCCUCUGAGUUGUAUUCCUACCCCAAACAGAAGCUGUUUGGACACAGAUUAAUCUUUGUUUCUACCUCCAUGUGAAUUACUGUCUAGAUAAUAUUAAAGCAACUGGUUUGCUGAUGAGAUCUUCAAAAGAUGUUUGCUAGUUUACUGUGAAUUUGUAUCACAGUAUUUCUGUUAAAUAAUGGAAAAUUUGGAAAAUAAGCUUAGUGCAAGCCUAAAGAACUUUAAAAGAAUACAGCACUAGACAUAAGUGGGUUGGUUAGUUUUUAGGUUAUAUUUGCAUUAAGAUUUUGCUGCCUUUGGGGGCUGGUGAUUUAACUCAGCGGCGUAAGUGCCUGCCUUGCAAGCAGGCAGUUGUGAGUUCGAUCCCCGGUACCAAAGAAAAAGACAAAAAAAAAAAAAAAAAAAAAAAAAACGAUUUUGCUGCCUUUAAAAAACUAACCUCAAUUUGUUUACUUUACCAUUACCUAAAAAUAUGAUUUCUGUUCUCUUGUGAAGAGAAUGUAAUUUCAUAAAAGAAUCAACUUGACUCUGAAAAUGAUGCUAAAAUUUCAAAUUCCAUUAUAUAUCUAAAAUCUUUGAAAAGUUUAAAAUGUUUCAACUAAUUUGAUAUUUAAGGUGUGGGAUUGUAAUGAGAGUACAUGUAGAGAUUUAUUUCACUCCUCACUGUCUCUUAACUGAUUUUAUUUUCCCCUAAGUAUUAUGGUUUCAUUAAAUUCUUAGCAAAAUUGGAGUAUAACAAUGGUUAUAAGAUUCUGUAAAAGCUAGAUUUUUUAAAACUAGUAAUAUCUAAGUCAAACUCAUACAAAAAGUAACAGUUAAGCAGCUGGGUUUGGUGGCUCGUGCCUAUAAUUCCAACACUUGGGAGGCUGAAACAAGAGGAUCACCAUGAGUUCAAGGGCAUGCUAGGCUACUUAGUUCAAGGCCAGUCUGAAUGACAUAGUAAGAUCCUGUCUCAAAAAAACAUAAAAAGGUGUCACUUAUAAAAAUGGUUAUACCAGAAAAAUAGAAUCAUAACUUUAGCAUUUUCUUACAUUACAGAUAAGUGGCUGAAUUCCUUGGAGUUUUAAUUGAUAUUUCAUACUACAGAGAAGCUUCAAAUUCCUCAUGUUUUAAAUGGGGAACUAGAGGGAGGUUUUAUUAAAUUUUUGAUUGUUAGAUGAUAACCAACCUACAUUUGUUAUUUUUAAAUCGCAAAUCAAUAUAUUCAGUUUAUUCCAGUCACCAGUCUGAUUUGCUUACCUGUUAUUGGUCAAAAUAUUUAUUUUUAAACAUUAAAAAUUAUUACCAAAAUGAAAGCAACAAUGGCAUAGUAUUGAAACCUUAGUUUUGAUAUUUCAAAGAAAUAACUUUCUCUAGAUUUUUAAAAAACAGUUUUGUAGCAUUUUAAAUAAGUAUUUAGUUCAAGUUUUCAUUCAUUUUUAUGUUUUUAUAAUUGCCUCAUUUUGGUAAGUUGUAAAAUAAUUUAAAUAGCAUACUUGUAAAUAUGUAUAAUUAUAAUAAUGUAAAAUACUGUGUGUCUGUGUAUACACACAAAUGGAUUUACAAGGUUUUUUUUAUAAUCUAUAUAAAACUUUGUAUAGUUUGCUUUCGAUAAUGGUAAUGUAUAAUAAAAACCAUGUUGAAUUCUGUUACAUUUGAUUAAAAUGUUUCUUUUAGUGUGUUUAUUGAUAAUUAAAAUGAGAUAAAACUCCCUGGGAACACAGGA
Messenger RNA from Cavia porcellus (domestic guinea pig), 8877 nucleotides. RefSeq names its product caspase 8 associated protein 2 (gene Casp8ap2). The record is from RefSeq and is a predicted model, not a curated record. Lineage: Eukaryota; Metazoa; Chordata; Mammalia; Rodentia; Caviidae. The transcript has 6 exons. Gene Ontology annotation, molecular function: transcription corepressor activity. Gene Ontology annotation, cellular component: PML body; mitochondrion. Bases 696 to 6362 code for a protein of 1888 amino acids. Gene Ontology annotation, biological process: Fas signaling pathway; extrinsic apoptotic signaling pathway via death domain receptors.